ACAAACUUUGUGGACCCUUCUGAUGGCGGCGCACGUCAAACGUCGGGGUGAGCCCGGCCAAAAGAGCUUGUCGUCUGAGGGAACAUCCUCCACUACCGAAAGACAAACAUCCGGGGAUACCUCAGCGGUGCUGCUGAAGCUGUUAGCGGCAGGCUUUUACGGAGUCAGCUCGUUUCUCAUCGUCGUCGUGAACAAAAGCGUCCUCACCAACUACAGAUUCCCGUCAUCAACAUGCGUUGGAAUUGGCCAAAUGCUGGCUACGGUUGUAGUUCUGAGGAUUGGGAAGAUGUUGGGAGUUAUCUCAUUUCCAGAUUUGGAUUCGAGUAUUCCACGCAAGAUGUUCCCGCUGCCACUGUUGUAUGUCGGGAAUCAAAUAUCAGGACUGUUUGGGACCCAGCGCCUCAAUUUACCCAUGUUUACUGUGCUGAGGAGGUUCAGUAUUUUUCUUACCAUGGUGUUUGAGGGAUUCUUGCUAAAAAAGACCUUUUCUACCUCCAUUAAAAUGACGGUGUUCACCAUGAUCUUUGGUGCUUUCAUCGCGGCCAGCACCGACUUAGCUUUUGAUCUGGAAGGAUACGUAUUCAUAAUGCUGAAUAAUGUUCUGACAGCAGCCAGUGGGGCAUAUGUGAAGCAGAAGCUGGACUCCAAGGAGCUGGGCAAAUAUGGUCUUCUUUAUUACAAUGCUUUGAUAAUGAUUUUCCCCACUCUGGCGUACGCUUACUACUCAGGGGACUUACAAAUGGGGCUGGAGUAUAAUGGUUGGUCUGAUCACACGUUUGCUGUGCAGUUUGUGCUCUCCUGUGUCAUGGGAUUUAUUUUGAUGUACUCCAUCAUGCUGUGCACACAGUACAACUCCGCACUCACCACCUCCAUCAUUGGCUGUAUUAAGAAUAUCCUCGUGACAUACAUUGGAAUGGUGUUUGGAGGGGACUACAUAUUCACCUGGACUAACUUUAUAGGCCUGAACAUCAGCAUUGCUGGGAGCUUGGUGUACUCCUAUAUCACCUUCACACAGGAGCAAUCAAAAAAGGCAUAAACCGAAGAGUGAAACCCCUGGGACUGAAGAACUUCAGCAAAAUUUUGGCGUGUCGUCUUCUAUGUGGAAAUGUUUUUAUGAGUGGUGGCAAGCACAGAGAAAACUCGUGGAUGUAGUGAAAGAGGACACACAGAGGGUCGUUCAGCCAUGAGAGAGGACGAUCUGCUGUGGUGAUCCCUGAAAGGAGCAACCAAAAGACUAUAUGAACUUAAUUUUUAUAAUUGUUCAUUUUCAUUAAUUUCCAAAUUAAAAAAUAUCUAUUUUUCCAA
Messenger RNA from Pelmatolapia mariae (spotted tilapia), 1305 nucleotides. Its product is annotated as nucleotide sugar transporter SLC35D2-like. The transcript has 13 exons. Gene Ontology annotation, molecular function: UDP-N-acetylglucosamine transmembrane transporter activity; UDP-N-acetylgalactosamine transmembrane transporter activity; antiporter activity. Gene Ontology annotation, cellular component: Golgi apparatus. The record is from RefSeq and is a predicted model, not a curated record. Bases 23 to 1036 code for a protein of 337 amino acids. Lineage: Eukaryota; Metazoa; Chordata; Actinopteri; Cichliformes; Cichlidae.